This is a messenger RNA of Chilo suppressalis (striped riceborer), 963 nucleotides long. The record is from the annotation of a GenBank genome assembly. Lineage: Eukaryota; Metazoa; Arthropoda; Insecta; Lepidoptera; Crambidae.
UUACAUAGAGUAAAGCGGUCGUGUCGUGUCUUAAAAAAACAAACCUUGUUAAUUAUUCAAUAAAAACCUUUAUGUGAACAAGUCGAAGUGAAAGUGAAUCAUUAUUCCAAAAUAUAAUCCAAAAAUUAUAAUCUUCAGUUUUCUUGAACAAUGACAUUAACACAGAAUCUUGAAGCUGUAACCAAUCAUUUUGAGAAGGCUCCCUCAUCAAUAGCUGUAUGGGUGUCUUCGCAAUGGAAGGGAGUUGCUUCCGAGUUUGUCGCGACACUAUUUCUGGUGACCUUCGGUUGUAUGUCGUGUAUACCCAUUUCGGGGCUGCCGCACAAUCCACCGAUGUACGCAGCUCUCACCUUUGGCAUGACCAUUGCGAUAUGCAUACAGAUCUUUGGACAUAUAUCAGGAGCGCUGAUGAAUCCCUUCAUAGCCGUGCAAGCUGUGCUGUGGAAAAGAGUAUCUAUAUCCGUUGGAAUAGCGUACAUAUUAGCUGAAUUAGCCGGGGCUUGCGCUGGAUAUGGAAUCUUAGUAGCUGUUGCACCAGUUGAUAUGGCAGGAGAAGGUGUGUGCGUGUCGCUGCCGCAUCCGAUGCUGAAUAAUUACCAAGCAGUUUGUGUGGAAAUAAUGUUAUCAGCAGCGCUAUCGUUGGUGAAUUGCUCAGUAUGGGAUCCUGUGAAUGAGAGUAGACUAGAUUCUGUCCCUUUGAAAUAUGCUCUUACUAUAUCGGCAUUAGCGUUGGCUGGAGGUCCACUUUCAGGUAGCAGUAUGAAUCCAGCUAGAUCGUUCGGCCCAGCUCUGUGGGCGAUGAAAUGGGACUCUCAUUGGGUUUAUUGGGUUGGUCCUUUCAUCGGUGGGAUUGUGCCAGCGAUAUUUUAUAAGCAUGUCUGGUUACAAAAACGUGAUUCAAAGUCGCUAUAAUCACUUUUAUUGUAAAAAUAAGUCGUGUCUUUGAAUUAAACAUCUAUUGAA